CUACCCGUUGCGACGCCCCACCGAGGCGGAGGGGGGGAAAAACGUGCUCUCAUUCUCAUACCGUCGCCUCCAAUGCGGCGUCUCGCUCUCCUCCUCCUGCCUCUCCUCCUCGCCGCCGGCGCCACCACGGCGUCGGCGGAGCUCGCGACCCCUCCCGCCGCCUCUCCUACUCCUCCUCCAUCUCCCCCAACGCCUCCCCCUCCUCCGCCUCCGCGUCCGCCGACCCUCGCCGAGCUCCUCCCGAAGUACGGCCUGCCCCCGGGCAUCUUCCCCUCGACCGUCACCGCCUUCUCGCUCGCUAGCAACGGCAGCCUCACCGUCGACCUCGCGGGCCCCUGCUACGUCCACUUCGAGUACCUCACCUACUUUGACGCCCACAUCACGGGGGUGCUCCGCUACGGCUCCCUCUCCGACCUCCAGGGCGUCCAGGUCCGCCGCUUCCUCAUCUGGUACAACGUGGUCCGCAUCAAGGUCGACCUGCCCCCGCCGCCGCGCUACGUCUACAUCGACAUCGGGUGGAUCACGCGCAAGCUCCCCGCCGACGACUUCGAGUCGCUCCACGCCUGCGAGGACUCCAAGAGGUGCCGCCUGUCCUCCGCGCUCGCCGUCGCCGCCAAAUGGUUCCAGGACUUCUUUGCCCAAUUUUUUUAGGGGAUGGGGAAGGCCUACGAUUUGACAACAGCAUUGGAUGAGUUCCCUGCCUUCGACGCCCUAAAAGGAUUGUAUGAACCUUGAACGAGCUGGAACACUGCCAUUUGUUACUCUCUACACGCAAUGCAGCUAAUCAAGCUGUUGUCCCAUUUGUACAUUUGUCAACGUUUGAUUGCCACAUGAUCUUGUGGAUUGUGCGUCUAUUCCUUCUAUCAACAUGUUGAGAACAGGUAGCAAAUAUGAAAUUGCUUGUUUCAUCACAAUGAAACGAUCGUUCAGCAGUAAAUAAAGAUGGGGAAACGAAGUUUGCAAUUGCAAUUGCAA
Messenger RNA from Sorghum bicolor (sorghum), 975 nucleotides. RefSeq lists its product as uncharacterized. The coding region runs from base 73 to 651 and encodes 192 amino acids. Lineage: Eukaryota; Viridiplantae; Streptophyta; Magnoliopsida; Poales; Poaceae. The transcript has 3 exons. The record is from RefSeq and is a predicted model, not a curated record.